Messenger RNA from Lottia gigantea (owl limpet), 1240 nucleotides. RefSeq lists its product as hypothetical. The coding region runs from base 119 to 1240 and encodes 373 amino acids. NCBI's taxonomy places the organism in Eukaryota, Metazoa, Mollusca, Gastropoda, Lottiidae. Gene Ontology annotation, biological process: heme biosynthetic process. Gene Ontology annotation, cellular component: cytoplasm. The transcript has 11 exons. The record is from RefSeq and is a predicted model, not a curated record. Gene Ontology annotation, molecular function: hydroxymethylbilane synthase activity.
AUUGUACGUGUUACCUUCACUAAGGUUGAAGACUCGGUGAUGAGAUCAUGGUGUGGGAAUAGGCCUACUGUUUAUCUAAUUCCUGCUAGUUUCUUGUCGGCUUUAGUAAGGUCACAAGAUGUCUGAGAAUAAAAACGAUAAGGUGUUUGUUGUUGGAUCCAGGAAAAGUCAGCUGGCAUUAAUACAGACAAAUACAAUAAUUACCAAACUGAAAGAAUGCCAUCCAGGUCAAGAAUUUCAUACUAUUACCAUGACAACCACUGGAGAUAAUAUUCUCGAUUCAGCUUUAUCAAAAAUAGGAGAAAAAUCAUUAUUCACUAGAGAACUAGAAAAUGCUUUAAAAGAAAAACAAGUCCAUUUUGUGGUUCAUAGCCUAAAAGAUCUACCUACUACGUUACCUGAUGGUUUGACUAUAGGAUGUGUUUAUAGACGUGAUGAUCCCUAUGAUGCUGUAGUUAUGAGUUUUAAUAAUCGUGGUAAGACUUUAGCCACUUUACCACCAGGAAGUAUUAUUGGUACCAGUUCAUUAAGAAGAGCAGCACAAAUUAAAAGAAAAUAUCCUCAUUUUGAAAUCAAAGAUAUUAGAGGUAAUUUAAACACAAGGUUUAAGAAACUGAAUGACAGUAACUAUGAUGCUAUUAUUCUAGCUAAAUCAGGGCUAGAGAGGAUGGACUGGCACACUGCUAUAGGAGAGGUUUUAACGCCCGAUGUGUGUAUGUAUUGUGUAGGACAGGGGGCGCUAGCAGUAGAAUGCCGAGCCAAUGACGAGGAAACAUUACGAUUAUUAGCUCCCCUACAUCACAAUGACACAGCUAUAAGAUGUAUCGCAGAACGCGCUUACCUUAAAAAACUGGAAGGAGGGUGUAGUGUACCAGUCUGUGUACAAACAGAACUAAAUGAUACAGAGCUGAUGAUUCGAGGUGGUGUAUUUAGUAUUGGUGGACAAGAAUCAGUAGUUGAUAGUUUAACAGUUGAACUACCAUUAGAGGACACAGACACAGAACCCCAGUCAAAGUAUGCUGGAAUCAUGGAAUCUGAUGAAAUCCCACACGAGGCUUUCCUGAAAGCAGAGAAUGCUGGGAUAGAAUUAGCUGAGAAAUUAUUUAAGCAAGGAGCAGACGAAAUUUUGAAAAAGACGAAAAAAAUAAUGGCGGAUGAGGUACGAAAAGAACAAGCUCGGAAAGAAGAAGAAAAGGCGGCAGCUGCAGCAGCUUCAAAAGAGGCCACCAGUUCAUCAUAA